AUGUCUCCUUCUACCCCCAUAGCCUGGCAGGUGCCCGUCUGGGCUGCUCAGGACGCGGAAGAGACCGACGAGGUCGACGACGAGCCUCCCGAAGCACCACCCCACGCAUCCAGCCCUCAGAAGUUCACCCGCACCGCCGUCAGGCGUCCCAGCGAGCAGACCUCUCUCCUCACAAAGGCCAUCAUGGGCUACCCCGACCAGGUCCAGGUCCACCUGUCGGCCCCUCGCGACGAGUUCCCCUCGGCCUUCCACACGGCCAGGCGCCGCUCCAUGGCCAGCAACGUCAGCCUCGCCUCUACCGCCGACCUCACCAGCGACACCGGCAUGACCAGCCCGGCGCGCACCAACACCCCUAGCCCGCCCAUCCCUGAAUCUGUCGUCUCGCGCCUCAGCGGCGUGCGCAUCCAGUCCGAGAAGACUGGGUCCGUCACCUCCUACCCCGCCAGCGCCAGGACCGGGACCAGCCUGCAGCGUUCCCCGGAGCUGCAGCAGAAGGCUGCCGAUGCCCCUCGCAAGCGCUCCAUCCAGUUCACCUGCACCGGCAAGCCUGCUGCUGCCGCCGAGAAGCCCGCCGCUCGCCUGCCUGCUGUUGCUUCUCCCCGGACCAACGUGCAGCUCCCGCAGCCGCAGCCGCAGCCGCCGCAGCCGGCCGCCCGUCGCCCGUGCAUCAAGUUUGCCUGUCCGGCCCGGCCGGCCUCUACCCAGAACACCCCUCCUGCCGCCCGCCCUACCACGCCUCGGUCCUCGUCCAGGACUCCCAGGAAGCCCGAGUCCCCCUCUACUCCCAGGAGGUACUCAGCCGUCGCUGUGGGGUCCGCAAACCCCGGAAGCCCGAGCGUCGCCAGGAGGUCGUCGAGCAGGCCUCCCCUCUCCCGUCCCAAGUUCCUCCGCGCCAACUCCAAUGACCUUGUCCUCGACGGCUCGCAGUUCCACGAGUUUGCCCGUGAGCGGUCCCGCGAAGAUGACUGGAUCCGUCAGGAUAGCGUCGCCGCCAAGGGGAAGCUGACCAUCGACGACACCCUCGUCAAGGAGAACCGCAUCCGCCGUCUGGGGAGGGAGGCCGAAGAGGAGGCCGAGCUUGAGGAAGACGACGACGAUGACAACAUCGAGGACGAGGACGACGACGUCGACAAUCAGGAUGACAACGACAACGACGAAGAAGAUGAGGAGGACGAAGACGAGGACGACGAGGACGAGGACGAGAACGAGGACGACCUCGACGACGCCCUCUCCGACGGCUACCACACCGACGAGGAGACGGGAUUCGCCGAAUCGGACGAGUCGGACGGGGGAGAGGAUGACAACCUGGUUCUCUGGACUCUGAGCAAGAGCCCUGCUGCCGCCGCCGCCGCCGCUGCCGCCGCCGCCAAGACCGCCGCUUCUGGCGAGGCCACCGCCGACGGCGCGACCACCACCGGCCUCGGCAGGCAGCCCUUCCUGCGCGACCAGCAGCCGCACUCGGACUCGUCGACCAUGACGGCCGCCGACUCGAGCCGGCGCCGCUCCAACAUGCAGCGCAUCAAGCCGCAGCCCGAGGCCCCCGACCUGCCCGACAGCACCGACUUCGUCUGCGGCACCUUGGACGAGGACCGACCCCUCGAGGAGGCUUACCUGACAUGCAUGGCGGCCCGUCGUAACGAGAAGCUCCGCAUCAUCCCGCAGGACAUCGACCCCAGCUUCCCCGCCUCGGACCCGGAGGACGACGAGGAUGAGGACAUCUACAACCCGGUGCACCACGACAGCGACGACGACGACUUCUUCCCCGGCAAGAUGGAGGACCUGCACCACGAGCAGGACCACCACCGGUCUACGCGCCGCCGUCGCAAGAGCGGAUUGGUCUCCCCCACCAGCAGGAAAUACUAUCACUCCCCCGCACCCAAUAAACAGCUGCGCGAGAGGUCGCCCCGUGGCUCUGCCGUCGCUAUAUCUACCGUCGAGGCAGAGCAGCAGCAGCAGCAGCAGCAGCAGCAGCGAAAGCCCACACCCCCUCCCCCCGCGCCCAGCCGUAGAGCUAGGUCACCCCCUCCCCCUACCAAGACGAAGCAGGCCGGCAAGCAGGGCGGUGCAGCCCUCCUGCCGAAGAAGUCUCCCCGUCCGACGAAGCUGGGAUUCAACCUGGCCGUCCCCGCCCCCCACGCCGGCCUCACGGCCACCAAGUCACUCCCCCGCGCUGGCGUCACGUUCGGCCAGGGAGGCAAGCAGCACAGCCGCGGGACCAGGCGGGUCCAGAAGGACGACGUGCACCUCCGCGGGGCCAUCGACAUCGUCAAGGGCCUCGAGAAGAAGAGGCAACGCCGCCGGGAGAAGUUCUACCAGAAGUACUGCAACCGCGCCAGGCGGGGCCAGAUUCCCGAGCGCAAGACGCAGCCUGGUAGGGGUGCCGAGAGGAUGAAGGAGCUCGGUCUGCUCAUGGCGGGGAAGAAGGAUCAGGGCAAUUAUGUCAUGUCUAUCUAA
This is a messenger RNA of Geosmithia morbida, 2454 nucleotides long. Its product is annotated as Protein of unknown function (DUF2457). Lineage: Eukaryota; Fungi; Ascomycota; Sordariomycetes; Hypocreales; Bionectriaceae. The coding region runs from base 1 to 2454 and encodes 817 amino acids. The record is from RefSeq and is a predicted model, not a curated record. The transcript has a single exon.